AUGGCCUCUCCAUCUCCUAUCAUCCAUAUAGAUCCUGCUCGUAGCAUAAGCCGAGUCGAUCCUCGAAUCUAUUCCGGCUUCACAGAACACAUGGGUCGAUGCAUAUACGGUGGAAUCUUCGAGCCUGAGAAUCCUAACUCACUCGCGGAUUCCAACACUGGAUUCCGGAAAGAUGUGUUGAGUGUCCUCAAAGAGUUGAACAUUCCUAUCUUCAGAUACCCUGGAGGAAACUUUGUCAGUAGUUAUCGAUGGCAAGAUGGUAUUGGGCCUAAACAUCUCCGUCCUCGACGACCAGAACUUGCCUGGCUCACAGAAGAAUCUAACCAAUUCGGAACGGACGAGUUCAUGCAGUUUUGUAAAGAAAUGAAUGCGGAACCGUAUAUCUGUCUUAACAUGGGUACUGGAACCCUAGAAGACGCGUUGGCAUGGUUGGAAUACUGUAACAGUUCUGCCAACACGUAUUAUGCCAAUCUCCGUAGGGAGAACGGACACUCCGAACCUUACAAAGUUAAAUAUUGGAGCUUGGGGAACGAAGUCUGGGGUCCAUGGCAAGUGGGACAAAUGGAAUCGCAGGAUUACGCCAAGAAGGCGUUCCAGUGGGCCAAGGCACUCAAGCUGCUCGAUCCUUCGAUCCAAUUAAUCUCUUGUGGAGAAACCGGUUAUGCUGACUGGGAUCGUGUAACCCUGAAGAAACUGGUUCCGGUCGUAGACUACCAUUCCAUACACAUCUACACUGUUUCUGAAGGAAACCACGCCGUGAAUGUCAUGGGUCCCGCCGCUGCAGAGAAAGCUCUAGAAAUUAGCAAGUCCCUUAUUGACCUUGCGAAAAUCGAAUCAGGACUCGACAAGCAAGUCACUAUCUGCUUCGAUGAAUGGAACGUAUGGGAUCCUGUGCGCGCUCCUGGAGAGAAGGGUGCUGAGGAGCACUACGAUCUUAGUGAUGCCCUCGCUGUUGCAUCCUGGUUGAAUGUUUUUGUAAGGAAAGCAGACAUCGUCAAAAUUGCUUGUAUUGCCCAGUCGGUAAAUGUCAUCUCUCCCAUCAUCACCUCCCCGAAAGGUCUCUUCAAGCAGACGACCUUCUAUCCACUUAAACUGUUCGCUACGUUGAUGCAAGGUACCUCCCUCAACGUGCACGUCGGGUCACCAUCUCACACAGGCAAAACUGUUCCCGACUGGGUAGAAAAGCUUGAAAAGAACGCAGGUGGAGACGAGAAAUUAACCAAAUAUAUCGACGUGAGUGCUGUCCUUGAUGAUUCCAAGGACGAGGUUCGGUUAGCCAUCGUCAACCGGCAUGCUACGGAGGGGUAUACCAUACCCAUACGAUUCGGUCCUGCCUGUAACGUAUCAGGCGGAACGGUUCAAGUUUACGAAGUCUGGAGCGCGGACCUCAAAGACAAUAACGGAUGGGACGGAGAGCGCGUCCAGAUUGUUGAGAAACAGCUACCGUGGUCCGGUGAAUAUUCGGUGAAACAACACUCUUUCCAGCGUCAGUCCCCUAUCAUUUAG
Molecule: messenger RNA, 1506 nt
Organism: Lentinula edodes (shiitake mushroom)
Lineage: Eukaryota; Fungi; Basidiomycota; Agaricomycetes; Agaricales; Omphalotaceae
Product: glycoside hydrolase family 51 protein
Exons: 8
Coding region: 1-1506 (501 amino acids)
Biological process (GO): polysaccharide catabolic process; L-arabinose metabolic process
Molecular function (GO): alpha-L-arabinofuranosidase activity
Source: RefSeq, a predicted model, not a curated record